Trichosporon asahii var. asahii CBS 2479 is the source of this 699-nucleotide messenger RNA. RefSeq lists its product as uncharacterized. The coding region runs from base 1 to 699 and encodes 232 amino acids. NCBI's taxonomy places the organism in Eukaryota, Fungi, Basidiomycota, Tremellomycetes, Trichosporonales, Trichosporonaceae. The record is from RefSeq and is a predicted model, not a curated record. The transcript has 3 exons.
AUGGGCCUGGGGUUGGAUGUCCAGUGCUUACCAGUCAGAGCGAGUGCCACGAGAAAGAGACGGGCGCCAGCCUUAGGGCAAACGAUGAAGAGCCAUUCAGAGGGUAAACCCGUAAAGACGCUGAUCGGCUGCGAGUCGCAAUCAAGCUCACCUUCUGAGGGUGAAUCCCUGCCCCAAGGGCUGCCUGCACUCAGAGCUCGCGACUCGCCUGUUGUGAGCGUUAUACUGCGUACGCCAAAACCAGUCUUCGCUUCAAAGGUGAAUACUCACAACGAAGAAGAAGAGCACGAGUCCGCCAUCGCGAAUCAAGUAGCGAACGGUCUCGACGACAAUGUUGUCGCUCCACCUCUGUCCCUCGCGGGGAAUGAGAGGCUCGCCGGACGCAAUGUGGCCGAUGGAGCGGAUCAGGAUGCUGUAACCGAGGAAGAUGCCGAUGGCGAGUGGCAUACAGUCGAUGUACACGAGGCGCUGUGUGAAGACGCGGAGGAUCGAAUUGACGUCAAGAUCCGGCUUGUAGAGCACCGAGAGGAUAGACAUCAUGAAGUGGCCGUGCAGGAGGUCGAGGAAGAGGUGGAAGCAGUACUCCUUCGGCCACCGCGGGCCGCGCUCGAGGUACGGCGUCAGAACGUUGAUGAGACCUUCAAUGCCAAGCGAAAUGGAGACGACGCAGAAGUGAGGCCACACGCCGCUGGUGGUUAG